Molecule: messenger RNA, 255 nt
Organism: Penicillium verrucosum
Lineage: Eukaryota; Fungi; Ascomycota; Eurotiomycetes; Eurotiales; Aspergillaceae
Exons: 2
Coding region: 1-255 (84 amino acids)
Source: RefSeq, a predicted model, not a curated record
AUGUCGUUUCUAGAUAUGGAAUUCGCUUUUUUCAUUGCUCUAGGUAUCACGAUUAAUAUCGGAUAUUUCCUCUGGGUCUCCAGGGACUUCAAUAAAAGCCCACCACCCGCUCCACUUUCUCUCGCCAUGACCCUUGGGAAGACACUCCUUCCUGGUCUCAUUCUUGCCGCUGUAGGCUAUUACCUUCACUUCCUCUAUUCCACGCCCCCAUCACCCCAUUAUGGUGGCCAAUCGACCUCUGCUGGUAUGUUAUAA